GUUGGUUGCAUAAUGGCGUGAGGAGACAUGAGUGGCGCCAUGCUGCCUCGUCUUACACGCUUCUUAAAUCUUGUUCACUCGCUCGUUUACCCGUUCUCCCCGUGACCUAAGCCAGUGAACCAUUUGUAUACUAGGUACGCGGUACAUGAUGUGCGACGGGAGGUGAUUCAGCCACGGCCAGCAGGUCCAACGGAGAUCCACAUCAUAGUGGCAAGAUCGGAGAGUUGCAGGUGGUCGCCGAGUGUCCUCAAGCUGUCACUGCCGCUCUUCCUGUUCCUGGAGGGGAGGGUGUCUGAGAAGCUGCGGGCAUGUUGCUUCCUUCCUGCUGUGUUCCUCCACGAGACAUUGCUGCUAAUGCCCUCUGAAAUGGUUGAACAAGCGGAAAAUGUUGACAUUGAUUCUCUGUGGCAUCAAGUGCAUGGCAGUGAGUUGCCAGCUACACGCAGGGUCAUACGACUCAUACCUCGCGGGCCGCGCUAGUGAGCCCAGUCCCAAGGCAAACACCGUCCAGGUGGUGUAAGAUCGCUCUCUGCCGUCACCAAGGUGUAUACAUGUGACUGUUUCACUCUUGACAGUGUGUGCAGCUCGUCCAAACUCACUGUACCAAAACACAAACCCGCUUGUCUCAUGUGUCUGUGCUGCUGCUGGACAAGGCUGUGUUUGGCUGCUACCGGGAUCAGAAAGGAGCUACAAGCACCCCCCAUCCCCAUCACUGCAGCAGUUCCGGUGUCCACAAGACACUUUGCACACCACACCUGAUGCAAUAACACCUGCUGGUGACGUGUGUUGGUGAUAGGAGAGCUGCCUUCAAUAGCGGCGCAAGGUUGUCGUAGAAUCGUCUUAGGAAGAUCGCCGUGGUAGCAGGGAAAGGGAAAGGGAGAGGGGCAGUAACACAGAGCAGGAAUUAUCCGAGGAAUGGCACUAGCUGAGGGCGUCACCACCACCACCGUGAUGGACCACUGUCGCAGCAAACCCGCACACCUCCACCUCAAGUCCAUGCACCGUCCCCGCACCACCAGCUCCAUGUGGGGAUUAAAAUUUGAUCCCUUCCAAGUUUUCGAAGUGCAACAUGAAGCAUGUGACGACCUACAGAUCACAAUCAAGAGAGGGGAGAGUAUCACUAAAGGCAGCACAUUCCAGGACCUCAUGGACACACCUGAUCCAUAUGUGGUACUGAGGAUUCCAGGCAGCUCAAACUCUUGCAAACGCACCAGUCAUGUGGACAACUGCACCAAUCCAAUAUGGGAUGAGUCCUUCCACUUCUUCCUCGACCCAUCCAAGGAAUACACACUCCAUGUGAUCCUGAUGGAUGCUAACUACACCAUGGAUGAGACACUUGGGGAGCAAACUUUCACUCUUGACCUGCUGACCCUCGACACUCCACGAGACGUCAUCUUUGACUUCCCCAAUGGCUCCAAGGUUCACACUGUCCUCACCCUGCAGAAGAACAAAAACCCAGACUUGAGGUUUUCCCUUGCGCUGUGUAAGGAGGAGAAAAACUUCCUGCAGAUUCGUCGCCGCAAAGUUCUGGCAGCCAUGAAGAAACUACUGGGCCACAAAGCACCAGAGAAUGAGAAGCAGGUUCCCAUCAUUGGAGUGCUGGGGUCUGGUGGGGGCUUCAGGGCCAUGACGUGCCUGAGUGGUGCUGUCAAGGCCCUUCAGGAGACCGGCAUCCUGGACUGUGCCACCUAUAUUACGGGUCUCUCUGGCUCAUCCUGGUACAUCUCAACACUAUUUGCCCAUGAGAACUUCCCCAACAUCACACACUCCCAGGUGCAGAAGGAGCUGAGGGAUUCUGUCACUAAGGACUGGAAGUGGAAGCUGCUCAACUCCCCGGCCUAUGUCACUAGUAUGGUGGCCAAGUACAAGCAGGGCCAGCCAGUCUCCUUCACUGACUUCUUUGGCCAUCUACUGGGAGACGUGCUGCUCAAAGAGAAUAAGAACAAGAAGCUGACAGAGACUCAGCCAAUCCUGCGGAAGGGAAUCAUACCAAUGCCACUGUACACUUGUCUCCAUGCCAAAAAGAAAGUCUCCUGCAGGUCAUUCUCGGAGUGGGUAGAAUUCUCUCCAUUUGAAAUUGGCAUUGCAAAGUAUGGCACCUUCAUGAAAACCCAAGAUUUUGGAUGCAAGUUUAUUGUUGGCAAGAAAAUUAAACAUUUUGAUGAAUUUCCUCUUCACUUUUUGCAAGGUGUGUGGGGGAGUGCCUUCACCAUUCUCAUUAAGAGGCUGGUGAUGGAGGGAGGAAAGAAGGACAUCGUGCAGAUCAUGAGAGAUGCACAAAAUGAGGAAAACAUGGAAAAUGGAAAUGUGAAGGACACGCACAGUUCGGCCGAGAGUUCUGACUCUGAGGACGAAGAAUACAUUGAGGGUCAUGACGACAAGGAGUCAGAGGAGGAGGAGGUGGAGGAGCACAAGAGUAGCCCAGCACAGCCCCUUGCAGAGAAUGGCCUGCAGUACUCCAUCCCUGAGGAGGACCAGCAAACUCAACCCAAGAGGAAGACUUCAGAAAUCACCAAGGGCAGAUCUCUUGAUCAGAUGGAUGUGGAUAAUAAGAAAAUGACUUCAUCCAAAUCGUUUGACAGCCUCUCCAGCGAAAAGGAAGGCAAGGUGAAUGGCAGAGACAAAGGAGACAUCAGACCAAAGAUGAAGAAAACCUCAGCAUUCAGUUUUGACCUUCAGAACAAGAAAGCCUCAAAGGACAUCAGGAAGUUCAGCACCGAGAGUGACCCUGGUGUGAGCACGGAGUACCAGAAAGCACAGCACCCACGGCUGCAGCGGCAGGGCGCCAUGAAGGGCUCCCGGAUGAACAAGGAGGAGGCCUCCCGACCCACCUCCCCAAGCCAGGACAAGUGGGCCACGAGGAGGAAAACUCUGCGGCGGUCCCGAGUAGAGAAGAAGGCAGGACUGUGGGACGGCCUCAAGCAGAGCAUCAUGACGGGCACCAACAUCCUGAACUCCCGUGCCGGCCGGGCUGGCGAGGUGCUCAACCCCUUCCGUGGGCUGUCCCUGAGGCACUCCUUCCCCAUCUCCCCAUUUGCCACGGAUGUCAUGGGGAACGACGAGGACCAGGAGGAUGCCGUGGACUCAGACACGGGCUUUGGGGCCAGCUGUCGCUACAAGCCGCUGGACAACAAGGCAAAGAAACUGUUCAUUGUGGACUCUGGCUUGGCUUUCAACUCACCCUAUCCACUCCUCCUGCGACCCCAGCGAGCCGUGGACAUCUACCUUUCUUUUGACUUCUCCCAGCGGCCCACAGACAGCUCUCAGCCCUUCAAAGAACUUCUUCUGGCAGAAAAAUGGGCCACACAGAACAAAGUCCCCUUCCCACCUAUACAGAACCAGGUGGCACAGUAUGAGGGUCAGGAAGUGAGGGAGUGUUAUGUCUUCAAGCACCCGACAGACCCAUUCUGCCCUGUCAUCCUCCACUUCCCUCUGGUUAAUAACAAGUUCAGGGAAUUCAGUGCGCCAGGUGUUCCCAGAGAAACUGAGGAAGAGAAGAAGUUUGGUGACUUCCCCAUCUUUGAUGAUCCCUCCAAUGCAUUCUCCUCAAUGAAUUUUGCAUAUGAAGCCAUCCAGUUUGACCGCCUCACUAAGCUGAUAGAAUUUAACACGUUACUUUGUGUGGACACCAUCAAGAAGGAGCUUGAGGAAGUUGUGGAGAAGAAGAAGCAGUACAUCCCUAAGCUGACCUUCAAGGACGUAGUUAACACCAUGAAAAGAAUGUCCAGCUUCAGCCCAGGAGACAGAGGCAACAAUGACCUCACGCUGAAGGUGUCGCUGGAGAAUGAGGAGGAGCUCAAGAGGAGGACACGGUACGCCUCCGUGCCAAACGAGGACUCAAGUGACGACAGUGAAGACGACUACAUAGAUGCGCUAGACAAGAUUCCUGAUGAAACAACAACAUUGUGAGGUCCGGUGGAGGCAGGUGCCACACACCCCAUCAUUGCAUAAACUAUAUUCAUUGUAAGUGAUCAUACCAUCAUCAUACAUCACAUUUCCAUUAUUUUAUCACAUCACUAGAGAUAGUUGUCAGUCACAGCUUAGUGUUAGCCCGGUGAUGCAUGCAGUCCUUACUAGAUGACCAGAAAAGAUUAAGUUAUUCAUAACAUAGUCAAGUGGAGGACAGUACAUUGACAUGGCCUGUAUCCAGUAUUAGUAGUAUAGCCCGGAGAUAUGGUUACCAAUAAUUUAUAUUACUGUGGGAAAGAGGGUGCUUAUAUGUCAGAAUUUUUGUGUGAUUCUGUGAAGCCUGGUGGAUGUGAAUAAUGUGAUGAGGCAGGAAGGCUGGAGGCUGAUAGAUACCUGGCCUUUCCUGGCUGUCAAGUUAUGUCCUGCUGGGCCGCUGGGUGGUCCAUGUUUGCUGAGCUAAUGUGAUGCAAGAGAGUGACAGCUCUUUCAAUACUUUAGGUGCUUUAUACUGGAUCAUGGAAGAGAAAACUACUUCUUUUGUACAUUUAUAUAUUAUGGGAGAUGUUAUAGUGCUCAGGAGAGAUUCAACAAAAUAAAAGUUAAUGACAUGAG
Molecule: messenger RNA, 4521 nt
Organism: Portunus trituberculatus (swimming crab)
Lineage: Eukaryota; Metazoa; Arthropoda; Malacostraca; Decapoda; Portunidae
Product: cytosolic phospholipase A2-like
Exons: 16
Coding region: 916-3909 (997 amino acids)
Biological process (GO): glycerophospholipid catabolic process
Cellular component (GO): cytosol
Molecular function (GO): calcium ion binding; calcium-dependent phospholipid binding
Source: RefSeq, a predicted model, not a curated record